This is a messenger RNA of Helicoverpa zea (corn earworm), 649 nucleotides long. It is a transcript of the gene maf-S, whose product is annotated as transcription factor MafK. NCBI's taxonomy places the organism in Eukaryota, Metazoa, Arthropoda, Insecta, Lepidoptera, Noctuidae. The coding region runs from base 224 to 640 and encodes 138 amino acids. Gene Ontology annotation, molecular function: DNA-binding transcription factor activity, RNA polymerase II-specific; RNA polymerase II cis-regulatory region sequence-specific DNA binding. Gene Ontology annotation, biological process: regulation of transcription by RNA polymerase II. The record is from RefSeq and is a predicted model, not a curated record. The transcript is spliced from 4 exons. Gene Ontology annotation, cellular component: nucleus.
AUCACUAUUGAUAUAUUUUCUGCGAAGUUGAGGGAUCGUGCUAUUUGCCAUUGUUUAUUAUUUAUUCUGAAUAUUCCAGAAAGAUUUCUAAUCCCUUUGACUGUGUAAUAUCAUUAAUAUUACAGCAGUUAUUCAUGUAAAUCGGAUUGAAAGUGCAAUCAAAGCGGAAACUAGGCUAUAACGGGGUACCCCGUUAUUCUACCAUUUACAUCCAAAACUUAUUAUGCCUCAUGAUUUAAAGGAGUUGGGUGGAAGGAAACCGGUAGUAAUGGCUCCCUUGUCGCCGACUCCUUGCGCGGAGAUCAGUGAUGAUGAGCUGGUCUCCAUCUCUGUGCGUGACCUGAACAGGCAGCUGAAGAUGAGGGGACUUACUCGAGAUCAGAUUGUCAGGAUGAAACAGCGUCGUAGAACGUUGAAAAACCGUGGUUAUGCAGCCUCGUGUAGAAUCAAACGCAUUGAGCAGAAAGAUGAGUUGGAAACAGAGAAAAGCCAGGAAUGGCACGACAUGGAACUCAUGCAGGACGAAAAUAACAGAAUUCGGGAAGAAGUGGAAGCCUUGAGAGGGAAGUAUGAUGCCCUGAAACGAUUUGCCAUUAUGAAGAAUAUACCCUUACCACCAGAAUUGGAAAUACAGCCUUGAAGUGUUAAA